Molecule: messenger RNA, 1670 nt
Organism: Botrytis cinerea B05.10
Lineage: Eukaryota; Fungi; Ascomycota; Leotiomycetes; Helotiales; Sclerotiniaceae
Exons: 3
Coding region: 169-1284 (371 amino acids)
Biological process (GO): protein folding; protein peptidyl-prolyl isomerization
Cellular component (GO): intracellular membrane-bounded organelle
Molecular function (GO): peptidyl-prolyl cis-trans isomerase activity; protein binding
Source: RefSeq, a predicted model, not a curated record
GAAGCUUCUACUCAUAAGAAGGCUGAAAUUGUUAGGAAAAAGCAAUCAAUCAAUCAAUUUCAGUAAUCUGUGAACCUUUAUUCAUUUUGCAUACGAUACCCUAAUUUUCUAUUCAAGUUCCAUUCUAUAUUCCCUUCUCUCAUAUACAAACAUAUACCCAACAACAAAAUGUCUGCUGAAGGACCCAAACCCCGCAGUCGAGUCUUCUUCGACAUUUCCAUUGGGAAAGAAGCUCAAGGGCGAAUCACAUUCGAAUUGUACAAUGAUAUUACUCCCAAAACUGCAGAAAACUUUCGAGCUCUUUGCACUGGUGAGAAGGGUGUUGGAAAGGCCGGCAAACCUCUCUCCUACAAGGGCUCCGGUUUCCAUCGUGUGAUCAAGCAAUUCAUGAUCCAAGGAGGUGAUUUCACAGCUGGCAACGGAACUGGCGGAGAGAGUAUCUACGGUGUCAAAUUCGACGAUGAGAACUUCGUAGAGAAGCAUGACAGACCUUUCUUACUCUCAAUGGCCAAUGCUGGUCCAGGAACUAACGGAAGUCAAUUCUUCAUUACAACUGUUCCAACUCCUCAUCUCGAUGGCAAACACGUAGUUUUCGGUCAAGUCCUCAGUGGUAAAAAUAUCGUCCGCAAAGUCGAGAACAUGCCCACUCAAAGUGGUGACAAGCCCAACAAGGAAGUCGUCAUCACAGACUGUGGAGAGCUUACUGGCGACGAAGCUGAAUCUGCCGAUACAAAGGUUCCCGAUUCUACUGGCGAUACAUACGAAGACUUCCCAGAAGAUAUGUCCACUCCUCCAACCGCAGAAGAAACCGUCAAAAUCGUUACCGAUCUUAAGACCUACGGAAACGCCGCCUUCAAAGAUAACAAACUCCCUCUCGCCCUCGACAAGUACGAGAAAGGUCUCCGUUACCUCAACGAAGACCCAGAUGUUACGUCCUCUCCAGCCGAAACUUCUUCCACCCUCUCCGCUCUCCGUUUCACCCUCAACAGCAACUCUGCUCUUCUCCACAACAAACUUAAGAAUUUUGCCGAUGCCGAACGUACUGCUAGUGCCGCUCUCGCAGUUUCUGGUACCACUGAUACUGAUAAAGCCAAAGCUCUUUACCGUCGCGCAAUCGCACAUGUAGGACUCAAGAAUGAAGAAGAAGCACUAAAGGAUCUGGAGGAGGCCAACAAAUUGGUUCCUGGCGAUGCGGCUGUUGUAAAGGAAUUAUCAACCGUGAAGAAGAAUGCAUUAGAGAGAGCUAAGAAGGAAAAGGCUGCUUAUAGCAAGUUCUUCGCUUAGUUUGGUGGGUAAUACGUGAUGUUACGGAUGGAUGGAGUGUUUAGGAAGAAAGGAAAGUUGUUUUUAAAAAAAUGCGAUGACAUAUCAUGAAUUAUGGAUGGCGUUGCUGCAACUCUGGUAUGUUUUCUAAUUAUUUUAUGGUACAUAUCGUCUUGGCUCAAUGUAGUGGUCUCGCGCUUCUAGCGUUUAGCGUCUAGCCUCGAUAUUACUUUACUUAGUAACUCUGCGAUAAAAUGAAUAAAUCAACGAAUCCUAUCAUAAUUUCCAAUUGUUUACUAUAUCUCUAUAAUUGACAUACACAGUGUAGUGAUGGAGGUCCAUCUUGAUCUGUUUUCUUUUUGAUAUCUCGGCUCCCUCGUUUCGCUUCCAAUAUUCACUUCAUCCCA